GGUCACGCUCUGUGUGUGUGCAUCAUGUGCAUGUGUGUGAGUGACGUAAGCAAGCGCGGCAGUUUCGUUGCUACUAGACAGACAAAGCUACUUCUGCUAUUCGAGAGUGGCUUAAAGCAUAACUUGUGUUUGGGAGGAAUAAGCGGGGGCCGACCAUGGCACUCCAAAACGAAGCGGAUUUACCACCCAGUUUAACAUGUCUCAAAAAUGUGGAUACCCUGCUCCGGUGUCCCAUUUGCUUUGAUUUUGUCAGCAUUGCAAUGAUGACUAAAUGCUCUCAUAAUUUUUGUUCCUUGUGCAUCAGAAAAUUUCUAUCCUACAAGUUGCAAUGCCCAGUUUGCAAUUCAUCUACAACCGAGCAGGACCUUAGAAACAACCGCAUAUUGGAUGACCUCGUCACAAGCUUCCAAUCGACCAGACUGGAGCUGUCAAAAGUAAGCUUUGACUCGCCGCCGCAAUCGCCCCCAACCUCAGCCGUACGAUGCAGCACUCCCAGGGCCAGGGGCCCGGCACGUGACGGUUCCAUCCUGAGUCAUUUCUUCCAGAAGGGACUCAAAGCGUCCCCCUCUACGACCACCCAACAAGGAGAAAGCACUCCUCGCGUCUCCCGCACGAGAAUACAGGCCAGACUCGCCCGGGCCUCGGGUCAAGCAGAGCUCCCCUUAACAAACACUUCUCUUGGAGUGGCGAUAAAGGAAGAGAUUAAGGAGGAAGAGAUAGGGUUGGAGGUGACGAGAAGGAUGGAGGUUUCAUCUUCGGUCGCUCAAGCACCCACCGCCUCUUCGUUGGCAGCAGAAGAGGAUGUAAAGCCGGUGAUCAAAGUUGAUUGCCCCGUGUGCUCGGUGGGCAUCCCCCAGCAGAUGAUCAACAAGCACCUGGACUCCUGCCUGACCCGCGGGGAGAAGAAGGAGAGCCUGAGGAGCUCGCUGGUAGCCAACAGGAAGCCGAUGGGUAAGCUGGUGUACCACCUGCUGUCGCUGCAGGACCUGAGGAGAAGGCUCCGGGACUGCCACCUGCCCACACAGGGCCAACGGGACCAUCUAGUCAGGAGGCACCAGGACUUUGUGCACAUCUACAACGCCCAGUGCGACUCCCUGAGUCCCAAAUCAGUUGAGGACAUCGCCAAAGAAGUGCAGGGCAAUGAGAAGAUGAGGAACCAGCUGCAGGGAAAGGCCAAGCCUGUCUUGGUCUUCUCGAAGUAUCAGUCUGAGGAGGAGAUCGACGAGGUGCAUUCUAGUUACAGAAAGCAACACAGCUCGACCUUCUCCCGCCUCGUCUCCCAGGUCAAAAAUCGUUUAAAGACUCGGCCCAGACAGGAAGCAGUUCCAGAAGGAGACGUGGCAGCGAGAUCGCAGUGUAAAGCUUCAGGGUCACAGGCUUCCGCUGAGGAUCCGUCCAUCGCAUUGCUGCAAGCCGGAUCUGAAGAACCGCAAUCAGAAGCAGAGGAUGUGGCACCAGUCAGUCCUGCUGGCAGUGUAAUUUCGAUUAGCAGCUCGGUCUCCGACAUCAUCGGCCCGGAACCGGAGACACACGUAACGUGCCCGGAGACGACUCCGGCCCGCAAGAGGCCUCCUGCCUUCAGGGACGAGGACGGGUCCCCCCCCCUGCUCAGCCUGGGAAAACGCUGUCGCAAAAGCUGAGGACCAAUCCUGGGUAGAGAGAGAGAGAGAGAG
Gadus macrocephalus (Pacific cod) is the source of this 1673-nucleotide messenger RNA. RefSeq names its product RAD18 E3 ubiquitin protein ligase (gene rad18). Gene Ontology annotation, molecular function: single-stranded DNA binding; ubiquitin protein ligase activity. Lineage: Eukaryota; Metazoa; Chordata; Actinopteri; Gadiformes; Gadidae. The transcript has 13 exons. The coding region runs from base 156 to 1640 and encodes 494 amino acids. Gene Ontology annotation, biological process: protein monoubiquitination; DNA damage tolerance. The record is from RefSeq and is a predicted model, not a curated record. Gene Ontology annotation, cellular component: nucleus; Rad6-Rad18 complex.